This is a messenger RNA of Zea mays, 2262 nucleotides long. RefSeq lists its product as uncharacterized. Gene Ontology annotation, molecular function: copper ion binding; oxidoreductase activity. The transcript has 3 exons. Lineage: Eukaryota; Viridiplantae; Streptophyta; Magnoliopsida; Poales; Poaceae. The record is from RefSeq and is marked validated. The coding region runs from base 204 to 1883 and encodes 559 amino acids.
CGGCCUCCACCUGACCACUACCACCACCCGGGACGUCUUCCAUGGCCUCCUCAUAGAAUAAGCUCUAUCUCACCGCAACAACUCCUCAUUACAAUCCUUCAAGAGAGCAGCACUACACUACACUACAUUAGAGAGAGGUCGAGCGCCCCUCCUCCGAUCCGCCGGCCCGCCGAGAGCUAGCUGCUGAUCGGUCGAGGAGAGUCAUGGCGACGUCGACGAUGCGCGUUGCCGCCGGCGUGCUGCUGGUCGUGUCGGCGCUGGCGACCUUGGCCCGGGCCGAGGACCCCUACCUGUUCUUCGAGUGGAAGGUGACGUACGGGACCAGGUCCCUGCUGGGAGUGCCCCAGAAGGUCAUCCUCAUCAACGGCGAGUUCCCUGGCCCCAGGAUCAACUGCUCCUCCAACAACAACAUCGUCGUCAACGUCUUCAACCAGCUCGACCAUCCGCUCCUUUUCACCUGGAACGGGAUGCAGCACAGGAAGAACUCGUGGAUGGACGGGAUGCCAGGCACGCAGUGCCCCAUCGCGCCCAACACCAACUUCACGUACAAGUGGCAGCCCAAGGACCAGAUCGGCAGCUUCUUCUACUUCCCGUCCAUCGGCAUGCAGCGGGCGGCGGGCGGGUACGGCGCCAUCAGCGUGGUGAGCCGCCUCCUCAUCCCGGUCCCCUUCGACCAGCCGCCGCCGGAGAGCGACCACGCGGUGCUCAUCGGCGACUGGUACACCAAGGACCACGAGGUGCUGGCGCGCCAGCUCGACGCCGGCAAGAGCGUGGGCCGCCCCGCGGGCGUGCUCAUCAACGGCAAGGGAGGCAAGGACCUGGAGGCCGCCGCGCCCAUGCUCACCUUCGAGGCGGGCAAGACGUACCGCCUCCGCGUGUGCAACACCGGGAUCAAGGCGUCGCUCAACUUCCGCAUCCAGGGCCACGACAUGAAGCUCGUGGAGCUGGAGGGCUCACAUACCCUGCAGGACGUGUACGACUCGCUGGACGUGCACGUCGGCCACUGCCUCUCCGUGCUGGUCGACGCCGACCAGGCGCCCGGCGACUACUACAUGGUGGCCUCCACGCGGUUCAUCCACGACGCCAAGUCCGCCUCCGCCGUCAUCCGCUACGCCGGCUCCAGCGGCGCCCCGCCGGCGCCCAACAUGACCGAGCCACCGGCCGGCUGGGCCUGGUCCAUCAACCAGGCCAGGUCGUUCCGCUGGAACCUGACGGCCAGCGCCGCGCGCCCCAACCCGCAGGGCUCCUACCACUACGGCCAGAUCAACAUCACCCGCACCAUCAAGGUCAUGGUCUCCCGCGGCCACAUCGACGGCAAGCUCCGCUACGGCUUCAACGGCAUCUCCCACAGGGACACCGAGACCCCCCUCAAGCUCGCCGAGUACUUCAACGUCACCGACGGGGUGUUCAGCUACAACCAGAUGGGCGACGUGCCCCCCGCCGUUAACGGGCCACUCCAUGUCAUCCCCAACGUCAUCACCGCCGAGUUCCGGACCUUCAUCGAGAUCGUCUUCGAGAACCCCGAGAAGAGCAUAGACUCCCUCCACCUCGACGGCUACGCCUUCUUCGGCGUCGGGAUGGGGCCUGGGACGUGGUCGCCGGAGAUGAGGAAGACGUACAACCUACUGGACACGGUGAGCCGGCACACGAUCCAGGUGUACCCGCGGUCAUGGACGGCGAUCAUGCUGACAUUCGACAACGCGGGCAUGUGGAGCGUCCGGUCCAACGUCUGGGAGCGGUACUACCUCGGGGAGCAGUUCUACAUCAGCGUCAUCUCGCCGGCGCGGUCGCUGCGCGACGAGUACAACAUGCCCGACAACGCCCUCCGCUGCGGCAAGGUCGUGGGGCUGCCGCUGCCGCCAUCCUACGCCCCCGCGCGCUAAAGACGACGAAGGCGCCGUUUUCACCUCGUGUUCUGACCAUCCAGUCUAACUAAUCCAUUCCUGUGCUGCUCGGCGAAAUAAAAUCAUCAAAAAGAACAAAGACGAAGGAAGCCUAGGGAAGGGAGAAGGGACGUUGGGUGGGGGUGAGCCAAAUGAGAACGCACGGAUAUAUCUAUUGAUGUAAUCUUGAGAUGCCCUCUCAAAUCACUGUAAUGGGGUUUAAAAAACAAUCAUUGUAAUGGGAGUUAUAUAUACUUUUAUCUUAACAUUUAUUUACACCAGCAAGUCCUGGUGUAUGCAUGCUGUACCGUGUUUACUAGUGAACACUACACUGGCGGACGGGUCCGCGCCACCGCGAUCAGAUUAACUCGGGAAAUUA